AUGAAAACGUUAACGCAGGAUAUCAAGUCUUCAUAUGGUGUCUAUAUUCCAUUUUUUGAGGGUUCUCUGACAGAGGCAAGGGAAAAAGCCCAAUCUGAUACUAAGUAUUUCGUGAUCUAUCUACAUUGUCCAACUCACGAGGAUACCAAGGCGUUUGUGAAGUCUAUUCUUGGCAAAGACGAAGUCAUUGCACAUUUUGUUGAGAACAGCAUCCUAUACGGUAGUUCCGUCAUGGAAAGGGAGGGCCAUAAUCUUUCCAUUGAGCUGGGAAUAAUGACCUACCCCUCCGUAGUGGUUUAUUUCAAGGGCACUGUUGUAAUGAAGCUCCAGGGACUGUAUACGAAGGACAAGUUCCUUGAGGAAUGGCGGGUGUGCACGAGCAUGUGGGAUUGCAUUGUUGCUGAGGAGAUUAGCCUGCGUUUUGAGCGCAAGGAGCGAGAGCGUAUCCGACAGAAAGAUGAGGAGGCCACAUCGGAAAUGGAGAAAGCCGACAUUAAGCGGCUAGAAAGGCUUGCUGAAGAAGAAAGGAUGCGCGAGGAGGCGGCGCGGGCUGACGAAGAGCGCGUCGCGCGAGAGGCUGCACAGCGGCUGGAGGAGGCGACACAAGCGGCGCAGCGGCAGCGUGAAGAGAUGGAAAAUGCAAGGCUCCGUCAGGAGCGGCGGGCUCAGGCUAUGGCGCGCCUUCCCACUGAGCCGCCUGAGAACACGGACCCGAGUUUGAUUGUUUUUAUAAGCCUCAAGACUCUGAGCGGGAAGCAAAAGACGCGUUGUUUUUUUCGUACCGACCACGUCGAUUGCAUUCUUGACUUUGCGACCUCCCUUGAGGAGAAUGAUGGGGAGAAGCUAAAGUUGGUGACCGGUUUCCCACCGUCAGAGCUUCAGUGGGUGCCCGCGGUUACUACGAUCGGCGAGAUUCCUAGCCUCUGUCCUCGGGCGGUGGUAUUAUUGCGUCGAGGCUGA
This is a messenger RNA of Phytomonas sp. EM1, 960 nucleotides long. The record is from the annotation of a GenBank genome assembly. Lineage: Eukaryota; Euglenozoa; Kinetoplastea; Trypanosomatida; Trypanosomatidae.